This is a messenger RNA of Megalops cyprinoides (Indo-Pacific tarpon), 1061 nucleotides long. RefSeq names its product proteasome 20S subunit alpha 5 (gene psma5). Lineage: Eukaryota; Metazoa; Chordata; Actinopteri; Elopiformes; Megalopidae. Gene Ontology annotation, biological process: proteasome-mediated ubiquitin-dependent protein catabolic process. The transcript is spliced from 10 exons. The record is from RefSeq and is a predicted model, not a curated record. Gene Ontology annotation, cellular component: proteasome core complex; proteasome core complex, alpha-subunit complex; nucleus. Bases 83 to 808 code for a protein of 241 amino acids.
AAGACGUGCACUUCCUCCCCUCACCCGCUCUGCAAAAUCAAGCAAACUCAUUCAGCGGCGUAAUCUACUGAAAUCUGACAAAAUGUUUUUGACAAGAUCGGAAUAUGACAGAGGUGUGAACACAUUUUCUCCAGAAGGUAGACUUUUCCAAGUGGAAUAUGCCAUCGAAGCUAUCAAGCUGGGGUCCACCGCCAUUGGUAUCCAGACUUCGGAAGGGGUGUGUCUCGCUGUCGAGAAGAGAAUAACCUCCCCUCUCAUGGAGCCUAGCAGCAUUGAGAAGAUUGUUGAGAUUGAUACGCACAUAGGUUGUGCCAUGAGUGGCUUGAUAGCUGAUGCCAAAACGCUAAUUGACAAAGCACGCGUAGAGACACAAAACCACUGGUUUACCUACAACGAGACGAUGACGGUGGAGAGCGUCACCCAGGCCGUGUCCAACCUGGCCCUGCAGUUUGGUGAGGAGGACGCGGACCCUGGUGCCAUGAGCCGUCCCUUCGGCGUUGCACUUCUCUUUGGGGGACUGGAUGAGAAGGGGCCCCAGCUGUACCACAUGGACCCUUCAGGCACCUUCGUACAAUGUGACGCCCGCGCCAUCGGCUCUGCAUCUGAGGGUGCCCAGAGCUCCCUGCAGGAGGUCUACCACAAGUCCAUGACGUUAAAAGAUGCCAUCAAGUCCUCCCUCACCAUCCUGAAGCAGGUCAUGGAGGAGAAGCUGAACGCGACUAACAUCGAGCUUGCCACAAUAGAGCCUGGGAAGGCCUUUCACAUGUACACAAAGGAAGAGCUAGAAGACGUCAUUAAGGACAUCUGAACCGGAAAGGGCCUCUGGGCUGCGCGCGUCCUCGCCGCACUCUUUCAGAAUAUUGUGGUUUUACUGCCCUCACGGAAACCAACUGUUAGUAAUGUCUUUUUUUUUUUCCUUUCUUAAUCUCAAGGAUUUCUACAAGUCUGUACAUACUACAGAAUAACAACAGCACUGGGAAUUAAGUGAAAUGAAGUGUGUGGGUGGGGGGGUACUUUUUGUUACGACUGGAUACAGCAAAUAAAACUGUCAUAUUCCAAAA